Messenger RNA from Trichoplax adhaerens, 1359 nucleotides. RefSeq lists its product as uncharacterized. The transcript is spliced from 15 exons. The record is from RefSeq and is a predicted model, not a curated record. The annotation marks the transcript as partial. NCBI's taxonomy places the organism in Eukaryota, Metazoa, Placozoa, Uniplacotomia, Trichoplacea, Trichoplacidae. Gene Ontology annotation, molecular function: protein binding; glutaminase activity. Gene Ontology annotation, biological process: L-glutamine catabolic process.
AGGUGCAUUACCGGAAAUAUUGUUCUUAUUAUCAAAAUUUGGCGAGAUGAUUUAAUUAUACCGAACUUUAAGGAAUUUAAAACUAUUAUAGAAAAUGGAUACAACAAAGCGAAAGAGCUGAAGGGUGGAAAAGUUGCAACUUAUAUUCCCCAGCUUUCAAGAGCCAGUCCGGAUUAUUGGGGUGUAUCUAUAUGCACCAUUGACGGACAGAGAUACAAUCUAGGCGAUUAUGAUGUUCCUUUUUGCAUGCAGUCCUGUAGCAAGUGUAUCAGUUAUGCGGUUGCCCUGAAUGACUUAUCCAGCGACUUCGUACAUCAAUUCGUUGGUUAUGAACCAAGUGGAGCAGUAUUCAACGAAUUAACGCUUAAUGAACAAGACCAACCACACAGUCCCAUGAUUAAUUCUGGUGCUAUUAUGGUUGCUGCAUUACAUAAGCCUGAUCAACAUCUGAGUGAUAGAUUUGAAUACAUUAUAAAGCAAUUUAAGAAGGCGGCCGGAGGAGAAUAUGUAGGGUUCGAUAAUGCGACAUACAUAUCAGAAAAGGAAACUGCUGAUCGAAAUUAUGCACUAGCUUAUUAUAUGAGAGAGAAGAAGGCUUUCCCACCUAAUACUGUAUUGGAGGAUACCAUGAAUUUGUACUUUCAACUUUGCUCAACUGAAAUUGAUUGUUGUAGUGGAGCUGUAAUGGCAGCAACAUUAGCGAAUGGUGGUAUUUGCCCUAUAACUGGUGAAAAGACAUUUAGCCCUAUAGCUGUCCGGGAUACCUUAUCGCAAAUGUUUUCGUGUGGCAUGUAUAACUACUCUGGGCAAUUUGCAUUUAAGGUAAUCGGUUUGCCUGCAAAAUCUGGGGUUUCAGGAGCAAUAUUAAUAGUUAUUCCUAACGUUAUGGGUAUUUGUGUCUGGUCACCCCCGCUCGACAAGCAAGGCAACAGCGUUAGAGGAUUGGAAUUCUGCAAUUCAUUAGUAGAACACUGUCGUUUUCAUCGAUUUGAUAGCUUGCUUAAGCAUUCGCAGACGAAGUUCGACCCUACAAAUCGGUUUAACGAUGAUAAUACUGGUACACUAACUGCGAUUCAAUACGCCGCUUCACGUGGAGAUUUAACGGCACUUAGACGAUAUUUUUUAAAUGGAUAUAGACUUGACAUUCCUGAUUAUGAUGGGAGAACUGCACUCCACCUUGCAGCAAUCGGAGGCCACGUAGCUGCUGUAAGAUUUUUAGUGGAGAAAUGUGAUGUUCCUAUUAAUUAUACAGAUAGGUGGGGAAACACUCCGCUUGAUGAUGCUAAGAAAUUUAACCGGCAACAAGUUAUCGAUAUAUUGAAUAAGUUUCUUGAUUCAGCUUCGAACUUUCCGAGAUAG